This is a messenger RNA of Brassica napus (rape), 828 nucleotides long. RefSeq lists its product as uncharacterized. The transcript has a single exon. NCBI's taxonomy places the organism in Eukaryota, Viridiplantae, Streptophyta, Magnoliopsida, Brassicales, Brassicaceae. The record is from RefSeq and is a predicted model, not a curated record. The coding region runs from base 1 to 828 and encodes 275 amino acids.
AUGGUGGGUAUCAAUCUAUUGAGACGAGGUUCACGUUUCAUCAUUGGGAAUGGAGUUUCUGUAAGACUAUAUGAGGAUCACUGGCUACCAACGGAUCCUCCUCGGUGUGCUACCCGAAUGACGAAUACACAACACCUAAUGGUCUCAGAUAUUAUUAUUGCUACAGAUACGUCUCAGCAGUGGGAUUUAGAUUAUGCUCGACAGUUACUAAACGAAGAAGAUUUUCAACUUAUGCUCAUGAUCUAUCUUCCUCAAACAAAGACUGGUGAUUUUCUUGUCUGGCCUUUUAAUCCUUCUGGAAAUUAUACAGUCAAAAGUGGAUACAAAAGAGACAUGCUGGAGCUAAGUAGAACAUCCCCGGAUUUACUCCGUCCACGGGGAGACCCUUUGUUGAAAAAGCAAAUUUGGACGCUUCCGACACUACCAAAACUGAAACCCUUCCUCUGGCGCCUCAUUACUUUAGCUUUGGGAACAAAUACAAGAUUAAAUACAAGGGGUAUGUCUUUGGAUAGCCUCUGCCCUCGUUGUUCUAGUUCCCCUGAAACGGUGAACCAUCUUUUCUUCAUGUGUCCACUUUCGAUUCAAACAUGGAGAUCGAAUCAGGUUACCUUAGGCUACUCUGCAGCGUUUACUGACGACUUGGAUAACAACAUGAGACGUCGGUUUGAUCUUCAGUCUUCAUCAACCCUGACACUGGAACAGAAGUUGACACCUUUUUGGAUACUUUGGAAGAUUUGGAAAUUGAGGAAUAACCUCAUUUUCAAAAAUCAAGUUAUCAACCCUCAACGCGAUGCUGGUUAUGUUACCGCAGAAGUUCGUGACUGGUGA